CUUCAAAUCAAUCCCUUCCCCAGUUCCUCUCCAUUUGUUCUCCCCAAAAAAAUGAUUUCCCUUUCUAAAUCGGCCGACAUCAAGGCAAUGAUAAAUUCCAAAAACCAUUGAUCUGCAUUCCAACGUCACAGCUUAAAAUUUUAUUUAUGGAACCCUGAGCUCACACUCGCCAAUCAAUAUUCCACCUAAAAAUGCACAUCAUGCCUCCUACAUUGAUAUCGAUCAGCCGCCUAUUCGUGACACACAUAUCGUCGGGUGGGUUCACUGUCUCAAUAAAUACCACCUGAAUUGAGCCGACAACAAUACCCCCUGUCUUCGGAAAUAUCGAUGAGUACCUGCAGUUUAACAACGCAAAUACAUUCCUAUCCAUUAAAACCGCAUCACGAGAGCCACUCUGAAUCGAUGAAUUACCGAGAGAUUGAAUCACCCCAGAUUCCCAUGAAUGAAUCACCAGAGUGACUCUCACUCUCGUUCCAAAAGGACAGAAUCACCUCAGAAAACUCCUGAAAAUUUCCCCGCGCAUCUCCCGCGGGAAAAUCGAUGCGCGAUUGCGCAAUUCGGGAGAGGACAUGACACCAGCUGGACCCUCCUAGCAUCUCCGGAAGUCUCAUUGAUAGGAAAAGUGUCUCGUCUUCACCGAAGGCAUGACAAGACCCCGUGACACUUGUCAAAUUUCACCCAAUCGUCAGGAAAAUCCGUCGAUUGCGUAAGAAUAUUCCAAUUCAGAGAUAAAAAAUUGCAGACAUGGGGACCCGGUCAGCAGCAUACACUCUCAAACUAUCCAGUCUCCACGAUUAUUAUCUGAGACUCCUCCAUGGAACUCAACCCACCCCCUCUGGCUUCGACAUGGCGAACACUGUGAAAUAUUUUUCUCAAACAUUGCUGUCGUUAUUGAAAGAGGUGAGAGAAUCCCCUCUGGAAAUGAUAAAAUCCCAGAAGUUUGAUGCUGAGCGGAUGGCGCUGUAUCCUAAUCUGGAUUACAAGCAGCUGUACAACGCUCUGACUCAGCUGAUCGACGUAUCCUCCUGUGUGCACAUCGGCCUUGCCGCUUUUGGCCAAGCGCUGCUGCAGUGCCUCGCGUCUCUGAUGCCAUUCCUGGAGCACGACCUUCUGGACAAUUUGCCUUAUCUGACGGCUAGCUCUAUAUCGGUCCUCCCACCUGAACUGCAUCAGGAAGUCGUCAAUCAUCUGUGCUUUUAUAUUCUUCCGUUUACGAUAACGAGAAAAACCCUCGACGAGUCAGAAAAUCACGCCAGCCAGUCUGUCUCGGCAGUCAUAAUGAUGAUCUUCCAGUACUCCACCAAUCCCGCGCAUCACUGUCAACUCCUAGAGUGUCUGAUGGCCCUGAAGCCAAACGUGGUGAAGGACAUUCUCUGUGUAGUGGCUUACGGCACAGCCCCGGCCAAGGCAUCAGCCGCAAAGCUCUUGUUCUACUACUGGCCGACCUUCAACCAGAAUCUGUUCGAUCGGAGAGCUGUCCUCAUGAAGAUCGCCAAUGAUCUGGCGCCCUUCGUCUGCCAGAGGAACUCCUGCCCGAAUUCCGGAAACGCUGAAGCCGGAAAAGUCUGCUACGAUCAUCGAAUAUCCAUAACUUUCGCCACGGAGUCACCACCGCCACUCUACUUGUGCAUCGAGUGUGCCAAUGAGAUUCAUCGAGGGUGUCCUAACGAAACGUUCUAUGAUAUACUCCAUCCCAUGCAGCAGGUCUCGAUGGUCUGCGAAAACAAGAAUUGCAGAGCAACUGACAAAUCGGCGAUAAGCGUCUGCUUCUCGACAGAGUGCGCAAGCUACAACGGAAACCACCCGAUCCGCUACUGCCAACAGUGCCACAACAUCAGGCACAACAACAGAAGAGGUGGAGAUCACGUCUUCCACCUGGCGCUGCCCCACAUAUCCGAGAUGGAUGACCAAUCGCAGACCUACCUGGUGCAGGCAAUAGUCAGCCUGCUUAAGGAGGCAGAACCGCUAAGUAUGGAUAGUAACAGAGACCCCUCCGAAUUAAAUACUAAUAAGGCCGGCAUAGGAUUCCCAGGGAGUGGUGUUACUGGUGCUAGUGGUAGUAGUGGAGUUGGUGGAAAAAUAGGACUUUGUGAUCCAACUACCCUCGAGGAACGACAACUACUCGGUCGCUAUGGUGUUUGGCUACUUGUUGGACUUUGUACUCCAAAUCGUGAUACACCGAUUGAAAUACUCGGACGUUUAUUAUCAAUGUUAUUUCAUUGGUUUCAUGUCACUGCGUACUCAUUCGAUGGUACUAAAAAAAGCCUUAUGCACCUUAUCUUUUCUGUUGGACAAGCUGAGAGCACUUUGGAGAAGCUUAAGACAGAGUAUGUUUGCGGGUGGCUGGCGGAAGUCAUGAAGACUCACUACAAAGUCUUCAUUUCUUGCUUGCUGCCGCAUCCAGCGGAUUACGUAAGAGUUGGCGGUCAUUGGGAAACGCUGGCCUCCAGGACUUCUCACCUGAAAGACGGCCUGAAUAGGCUCUUCUGUCUGGUUCCAUACGAAGUCAUAACAUCCGAAAUUUGGGACUACGUCAUGCCCCACUGGAUGGAGGCGAUGGUUAACGACGUGCCUGAGGAUGAACUCCACGAACUCAAGAUGAUCCUCUGCAAAAUCUUGGAUACGGAGAUGAGCCCCUUGGGCUUCGACGCCAAGAAGAUGUACAACUUCGUCGCGAAAAGAUUCAUCAAUACCAGCGCCAAGGUUCAGGAGCAGGCCCUCAACUGGCUGCAGACCUUGACGAUGCUGGAGAUCACGAUUCCCCUGACCCAGCUAUUUUCAAUGUUCAGCGAUGGUGUGGCUGUGAUGGGCACAACGAAUACCGCGGACUUCAAUGAGAAGCCUUACAGGGCAGCUAAGAACAGUGACAACGAAGAUCCGAAUAUGAUUUGUCCAGUCGUUGAGAAUGACUCGGGCCAGUCGACUCCACUGUCCGACGACAUGGCGCCGAUCGCCAGGCACAUGGAGUUCACGACUAACGCCGAGUUGAACCUGUCAUGUUGCAUCCUCAUGUUGGACAUUUUACUGAAGCAGAUGGAGCUCCAAGACAUUGAUAAACACACGGGCAUCAACACCUGGGUGUGUCGUGACGCCUGUCAUCUGAUGAAGUCAAUAGUCGCUGCCAACUGGAAUGACUGUCACUCUUGUAAAGAGGAGAGUGAAUGCACGUACUGUGAGUCCAGAGUAAUCUGGCAUCAGUUGUGUCUUCAGCUUGUCAUGUACCUCUGCCCGGAGAACCCAGCAAAUCCACCAGAUGUGAUCGCGGACGACUCCGCUGAGGAUCACGGCAGGAAGAGUCCCCCGGAGUCCUCGAAGAAAGGCGACUCAAAGCCGGAUGUUGUCAUCAACAUGCCCGUUGCGGAGAUGCACCCCGUCUCUGGGGUCUUGGUUCACAUGCCCCACGUUAGCAAGUUCUUCGAACAGAUCAUGACAGCAACAGUAGAGACAGUUUCCGAGCAACUGGAUCUUGCUGCUAUACUGCCGGCUGAAAAGGUCAUGUCGGCUGUUGCGCGUGCUGUUACAUUAUCAGAAACCGAUGUUGCAACUGCUACGGCCAACGUCGGCAAGGCCAACAUCAUCGGUGAGGAUGAUCAGCCAGUGAGUCCGACCUUAGAAGCCGAGACCGACGACUUCUGGCACACGUCAGUUGGAAAAUUUCGAUUCAACAUCGAAGAGCUGCCUGAGCAGCUUCAAUACAUCCAUAAACUCCUCAAGGAGAUCAUGACCGUGGACAAGCCAGACAUUCUCUACUACAUGCUGCAGUGCCUGAACAUCAUGGUCCUUCAUGGUGACGCCUUCACGACUGCGGUUAAGGAUCAUCAAGGCUUCUUCAUCUGGUGUCAGGAGAAUCUUCUCAUUAAGAAUCUUUGGGAACUCCUCAACGCAGAGCACUCUCACAUUGCUCAAGUGACUGUUCCCCUUCUCCUCCACUGUAUCACCCUCCAUUGCGGCACAGACACCUUCUGGCGACUUGUGCAGGAGGAAUUCCACAGUUCGGACUGGCGGGUUCGGUUUGUCGCCGUUGAGAGGGUGACCUUGAUAGCCAGAUUCAUGGAUUCCACACCUUUGAGAAGUGUCUUGACCCUUCAGGCUGCUCUGGCUAACGCCUUCUGCUAUUUGAUCAGCAGCAUGGAUGACAGCAAUGUCUAUGUUGCUCAGAGAGCUACUCUCAACCUGGGAACGAUCCAUGACACUGCCGUACGGAGCCUCAUCCUCUGCCUGGAGACUCAAUUCGAUUCAGUUAUUGUAGACAGACCGAUGGUCCUGCAAUCACUCUAUCAACUCCAUAACAGCUUGAGCGAUCGUAAGAUUCUCACGUGGGAUUUCUUCCUAAAUCGAUUCGAUGCACUUUUUCUCGAGGCUCAAAUCAGUCUCGAGAAAUCUGGGGAUAUCUCUUGCCUGCGAGACUUGAGGAAUACCGACCUGAACAGUGAUGCCUUCCUGCGAAAAUUGCAUCGCGCACAAGAGGCCCUAUCGCAGUCGGACGGUAGUGGCGCCAGCUCAGUGAAAACACUGAGCGCAAGCUUCGGCACAAAAUGGCCGUACAAGCGAACAAUGUCUGCCCCGGCAUCGAUGAUCCCCCGGCAAGACACAAAGCAAGAGAAGGAAAAAAUAUACAGUCGCCAGUACUCGGCGCCCAUAUUGAAGCGGAAGAGCUCGAGAUUUGGCUUGGGUCAGUUGCUGGGGUCAACCCCGACUAAUAACAGUUUACCAGAUGGGCACAUACACUCUCUGAAUAUGGUGGAUGAGGUCGGGGCUCUGCCAGGAUAUACCCAUAAGAUUGUGGAGUUGGAGGAGGCGGAUAAGGAGACCAUGCAUCUCCUCGUCUUCCUCUUCAUGCAGUUCUUGUCGAGGACCGAUCAGGCUUAUCCGACGGAUGAGAAGCCCCUGUCGAAGACCCAGGGUAUAGUUCUACGGCAUCUCUAUCUGCUUCUUGGCUACAACCAGACAGAAAGGACCUUUCAUCUGUCUCCUCAACGGCUUCGACUCUCCUCCGUCUUCAAUGUUUUUAUAGCUAACUUACCUCAGCUGUUGGAUCAGAACCACGUGAUGGGGUGGAUGAUGAUACCCCCGGUUAUAGCGAUCCUUCAACAUUGCCCGUGUCCACCGUCGAAGCUUCCGCCGAUCGAUCAUCAGUCGGUUUCGUACAGCUUGUGGUAUCUAGAACCCACUAUACGACGAUCUUGGCUGAUGUCGGUGUUGGUCAUUCUUUAUAAGUGCCAGUACGGUCAGCAGCCUUGGUGUACCCAGCUCCAGUCCUUGAUUAAGAUUGUUCUGAACACCUUGGACGCUCAACACCAUCAGUGCAAGCGAAUUCCGGCGAUGGUCGUCAUGGCCGGGCCACCGUCUCGAUCUAGAGAUGUCUCUCAGCCGUCCCUCGGCGCCGAGCACGACCUAAUCGGCGUAGCAGGUGAGGUCGACAGCGAGAGCCCACCAAUGCGCACCCAAAUAGUUUCCGUGCACCAACGGAGUCCCGGGCCCGUUCUGGGCCAGCCCCACACCAUGGAGACUCACUGGGAGGAGUCGGCGUCGCACUACGCGAACAAGCAAACAAGCUACUCCAUCAAUGCUGAUGAUACGGAGUCCGAGCUCGCUGCAAUACCCGAGAGUCCGAAAUCCGACAGUACUUUGCACAGUGGCUCCCUGGGGGAAUUGGAGGACAGUUCGGUUCUGGCGGGAAGAAGCGCCAACAUGAUGAUGAUGAUGACAAGGACUUCGGUGCCGGGGGGUCUCCUGACGCGGAUGGACUCGACGCCGGAGCCCGAACGAACCAAGAGCGAAGCCAGGCCCACGUGGUUCCUCGGCAACGAGGAGGACACCCACCAGGUAAGUCUCACUCCAUCCAAGAAUCAAGGGAAUAAAUCGGCGAGACUGGAGCGACUUUCUGAUGCGCCUCAGGGGAAGCCUUCAGUCCUCCAGAAAAAAUGGAGCGUUCAAGAAGGCGUGAAGAUGAUGGUCGCAAGCACGCUGAUAACCGGUCAACACGAGUUCAAGUCAAAGGUCUUGUCCAAGACCCAAAGCAUCCCCGAGAAGGCCCUUGCCCCACCCGAGCCCCCAGCUGACCCGAAGGGCAAGCUUCCGUCAACAAUUUCCGCUCUAGUACCGACCGUCGGUAUAGCCCGCCUCCAAAAGCAAGAGUCCACCCCUCCGUUCGAAAAGACCAGUCCCGCGUUGACCCCCAAGUCCGAGCACGGGGAAUCCCCGAGUGGCAAACAUCUCGGCAGACAGAAAAACGUCGAACAGACGCCUCCCCUGACCUCUCCAGUGUCACCGUGUCAAACUUUGACGGCUGGGGGGAGCGAUGACUCGAGCAGUCCAGCUGUGAGUUCCAUCUCCUCCCAGCGGACGUCGACGGACAACGGCCAGCACCCGGUGUGGAAUCCGCCGAGUCAGCAGAUGAUCACAACUCCGACGAUGGAGAGGCUUCUACCGAUAGGAACAUCAGCACGGUCUGCGCUCCAGCGACCCAACCCGAGGAUCCUGAGGUGCGAGGAGGCGUACGGCUCUCCGGAGUCUCCUCUCUCGAAGAUGGACGUGCUCACUGUGAACUCUUCCUUCGAGCAGGACAGCGAGACCUGCGCCUCGAGCGAUAUGGCAAGCCCGAGAAGCAUGUCGCAGCUGGAGUUCCCUAUGCCCGAGAGGUUGCUCCCCGUUGGCAUGAGCCGAGAGGGUGUCAGUGGUCUGGUAGAGAGGGUCAGGCAGGCCCUAGGUGUUCCGGAGUUGGUGGACAAUGCGCAUGCCGUCGAGGAGGGCCAGGGGAGCAGUCAGCCGCAGAAACAAGACAGCAUCGUUUCGGAGAAUCUUUCCCCGACGCCGGUAGCCACCGACGCCCCCUCCAGCAGGUGCGCCAGCCCCAGGAGACUCAUCAAACAGGUAGCUCUGGAGUCACCACCACCUGUCGUCGAAACCGACGACUUCUGCUUCAGAGUGUUGGACCACGAGAAGCGAGGGAGAUUGAGGGAUCACACUAGGGCCCAGAGGGACAGGUCAAGAAGGGUUUAUCCUGGGCCUAGUCAUCACGUCAUCGGGCCCACCAGGAGGAUGGACUCCUGGGUGGGUGCUCAGCCUCAUGGCACUAUGGACUCCUCAGCCCAACAGGCUUGUCACGCUGAUUUCAAUCUUAAACAGAGCACCUUCAGGGUGGGAGACGACUGCAUCUACGACAGGUGCUCUGAAUGUGGGACGAUUAAGGAGGAGUAUUCCGAUGAGGAACUGGGCUUGUGCAUCAUCACUCUGGGGACCUUCAUCCAUCGAGAGCCGGCACUAGCUGCUCCACUACUACCAGACAUCUUUGGAAUCGUCACCAAGGUCGCGCAAAACGCCAUCUACCCCUGGCAGACCGAGACCAACAUGCAUCUGCCAGGGGGUGCUGUCAGUGUUGCUCAUCAGUUCUUCAGGUGUGUUCUCCAUCAGCUAGCGCCCAAUGGCAUCCUCGUCCAGAUGUUCCAGACACACCUCAAUGACGCCACGAGAAUGCAGUUCUUCAAAAGUGUCACACAAGCGCUUGUCGAUUUCAAUGAGUUGAAUCCUAUUGCUCCACUGCAAUUGCUACUUGAGCCGAUGGUGCAGAAGACACCACUUCCGGUGGCCAAACUGCCAAUAAUGCUUCAUAAUAUCGCUUGUUAUUUGGACUGUCUCCCCCUGGAGGCAGGACUCGGACCCGGGGCCGCUACUUGGAGUGGACUUCUGGCCUCUUUCGAUGGGAUAUUCAAGAAACUUGUGCUUUUGUUGUCCUCCGUCGGUGACAUCACGCCAGUCUUGAGGAUUAUGAUGUCGAUUCUGAAGGUGCCGGGGAUUCAUCAGGUGAAGAGCAUUCUGGACAUGUUCGCAAAGGUCCUGAGCUACGCAAUCCAUCACUCAAACCUGAAGUACAGUUACUUGACCGAUCUAUCAUACCUCUGUCACCGGGCCUACCUCCGGGAGCGCGAUAAGCACUUCCUGGGUCGAACGAUAGUCUUCGAGCUAGUCCAAGCGAUGAAGUUCAAGUCGACGAUUCCAGACAACAAUUUCCUCCUCCUCCUCCAGUUCGUCCUGCAGGACGUGGGGGGCACGUUACCCUCGACCGUCGCCAUUGACGGAAUCCAAGGGGAAAUUACCUCUCACGUUUACAAUACCAAUGCCUCCGAGUCCCUCAGGAAUCAGAUUCCGGAGAUUCUGGACUUUCUCGCGGAUGUCCAUACCCUGAGCAAGAUCAAGAGUUACAGCAAGGGGAUGCAGGAGGGCCUGAAUGAGGACACCCUCGGCGGAAUCCUCAAGUGUGGAUUCGCCCAGUAUUUAUCGCUGGAGAUCACCCGGGGGAAUAACAGGGAGAACAGGGCGGUGGCGAGGCACCUCCCUUGGUUGUACAGCGCUCCCUCGAUGGUCCCGCAGGGAGCGCGCGAGUAUGUGGACACUAUAGGGCACAUUAGACUGCUGUCCUGGGUGCUCCUGGGGGCGCUGACGCACACCGCCAUGAGCUCGGGGAAUAGCUCCCACAGCCAUGGACCCCCGGUCUCAGUCGCCCAGCCCAUCCCCCAGGAAGUUUCUUGCCACAUUGCCGAUCACAUUCAGGUGAUCCUGUCGGGAUUCCCCGAGCAGAGCAAGGCGUCCGUUCUACACAUGUCCUCGUUGUUUCAUGCAUUCAUUCUGUGUCAGCUGUGGACCGUCUAUCUGGAGGAGAUAUCGAAGAACAAUUCGUCUAAUAGUGAGACCUAUAAUGUCACUAUGAAUAUUCUGGUGGAGUUCUGGGGAAAGGUCACACCGUCUAUUCUUCAGUUGGUUGCGACGUCCAAAGUGCUUGCGGAAAUGGUCAAUCUACAUUUUUUGAGUCUCUUGGAAGCCCUCCUAGAGUGUCAAUCUGUCCUACUCAACAAACUUCUGCCCCUCUGGAGUCCAAUUCUGUAUUCACAUAAUGCACAGCUGUCUGGCCAUCUACAAAUGCGCCUGCAAAACUGUCGCAACUUCCCGCCGGCUCGAAUGGCCGAACAGUUCAUAUCGACGAGACGAGAAUCGAACGCGGUAUUGCUGCGGUGGUUGCACAGGCUCCAAUUUAAGAUGGGCCAGAUCGAAAUGCAGUCGUCCACUGUGACCACCCAGUUCUAUUCAAUUUAAAUAGUCAAUCGAGAGUAACGAUGCAUUGGUGAAGAUUAAGUGUCCCGACACCAGGGCAACCUUGUAAUAUUAUUGAGUAUAAUAAAUUUAUUACCUGUUUAUCAA
Molecule: messenger RNA, 9195 nt
Organism: Diachasma alloeum
Lineage: Eukaryota; Metazoa; Arthropoda; Insecta; Hymenoptera; Braconidae
Gene: unc79
Product: protein unc-79 homolog
Exons: 30
Coding region: 745-9090 (2781 amino acids)
Molecular function (GO): protein binding
Source: RefSeq, a predicted model, not a curated record